UCAGCACUGUCUAGUCCAGCUUGUCAACAACACUGCAACCUGAGACGGGGUAGCCGGCCAGCCAGUUGGCUAGCUAAGUAAACCAGCUAAGUUAGCUGCUCCGCUAGCCCCUAUAUUAACCAACUGUCACGACUCGUAAUUAUUCUGCUAAGUUGGCUAAAUGUAUCGUGUUUGAAGUUGUUUCGACAAGAGAAGAGGCAAAACUGACUUUCCCGUCCGGCUCCUUCAAGUCCUUCCUCCUUUAUGAUAUGACAUCGCUGCUUGGUUUCAACAAAAGUCAGAGCUCCACGGCAGAGGGUUGACAUCUGGUCAGGUGCCGUUGAACAAGAUGGCUGCUCAGGUGGAGGUUCAGACUGGGGAGGUGGGGAGGACGGUGGCGGGAGGACGACUUCACCUGAGUCCCCUGACUGACUCCAGCAAUAAGAGCCCCAUCGAGAUCCCUUCCAUCAACCAGUCCCAUAUCAUCACUCCAGAGCCAAACAAACCUGUCCCAGGACCAAAGCCACGGCUCACUCCUAAACCUUUUGCUGUGGAUAAAAACCCCACCAUUAAGCCCAUACUUGCCCCUAAGCCCCAAACCAAGCCCCGGCCAGAGUCCACACGCCUUGCUGGAUACAAACCAGAGCUUCCAAGCAGUCCAAAACCACAGCAACCAGUUGCCACUCUUAAACCCAGGCCAGUGUCAACCAAUCCCAAUCGUCCUUCCCCAACCUCCUUUAAAACUUCUAAUAAGUUGAACACGGGACAAACAACCAAGCCAGUAGUACAGCCAUUUAAACCAGCCCCUCCGCUUGACCCUGGAGACCCCAGCAAACCCACUCCUCCUGUGCCAGCAGAGAGGCAGAAACCUGGUGCAUCAAGCUUGGGCUAUUCCAAGAGCCUUAAAAAAGCCCCAGCUGCAGAGUGGUCUGGAACUACUAAAAAGGAAGAUGACAAGGACAAAAUGACAUCCAGCACAGGUGGGGCCUCCAUUACCAGAGCAAAGUCCAUGGGUUUUCUUUUAGAGGUGGGGCAGGAGGAAGAAGAAAAGGAAAAAGCUAAGCCUGAGACAGCUGUGCCACUGCGACCCCAGCCCAGAGGCUCUAGGCCUAGACCUGUAUCAGCCAUUUUCCUUGACAGCCCAACUAAGACAGAGGCACCAGUUCCUGCCCCUCGCUGGGUCGCGAGACGGCCGCUUUCAGCUGAUCUCACAUCCAAGUUUGAGUCUAUCGGUCUUUCACUGCACUAUAAAAGUCCUAAAACAAACAGUAAGGAGAACACUCCAGAGGACAUGCCAUUGCCACAGAAGAAAGAACAAGAGAAAACCCCUAAGAGUACUACAUCACAAAGUACAGAUGGUGUAACUGAGCGUGCCCUGUCAGACCAAAGCAACAAAAAGACAGAGGAAAUGACUGCGAAAGAGAUUGAUGAGGAUAAGCGUGGGGUUAGCAUCAAGUCACGAAUCAGUCUUCUCCUGGAUUCGUCCUCCACUCCUGGGACUGUUGCCCCAGGCCAAGGAUCAGAUCUUCACUCUCCGGUGCAGCUGGUCCCUGAAAAUGAACCAGCAGUUGAUGUUAAACAGCUCAUCAAGCAGCUGACAGAGGACACACCACCAACUCAGAGUCCCGUCAUGAAACCAGCACUCAAGCCCCGCCCCUUGCCCCUGGACCUGACAAAAAGGUUUUCAUCCGAGAGGUCACCCGACCUUGGCAGUGUUUCCCUCAUUGAGACAACAGACCACCAUGAGAUCAGCAAAGAUCCUCAGAGGAGGAAUGAAGAGUUAGCUCUUACCCCCAGUGACCACCGGACAUUUGUGGAUUUAAAAGAUUCCCAAGAGCAGCUCCAAAAGGCCUCCACCCCUGAAGGGCCUGAGGGAGGGCAGACAUUUGGCGCCACUACCAAGGAAAGUUGUGCCAGUGGUGAAGUACAGACAGUGCGAGCAUCUUUGUUUGAAAAUGUUGUGGAGAGGCACAGUGUGCUGAUGGUGGAUGAGGCCAAGCCUGUAAACAAGCCCAAGGAUUCGCUCAGCAGCCCAUCAGUUAAGAGAGGAAAUAGCGAGGAUGAGGGAACUCUGGUCACUGCCACCUACAAAGAACCUUUAUCUCCAUCCAGUCCCAUGCGGGUGUUACAUGCCUUUGACACAGUGCAGGCAAUCGAAGAGAACAGGGCAGUGAGUGAGAACGUCCCAUCAGCUCAGUGGGAAGAUAAGGCCAUGACACUACGCUCCAGGCGCUCAGAAGGGAGCAGGCCGGUGGCAGAAAGGACUGGUUCAGCACAAGCAGAACCAGCUUUGGUGGCACCAGAACAGCAGCCACGAUAUCUGAGAGUUGGAGCUUUGCAGAAGUGGAACAAUACAGGCAUUGACCAAGAUGCAGGUGUGGAGAAAGGGAUGCUAAAGGAGCCACAAAGGGAAGGACAGGUGGCUGUAGAUGAAGACAGGCAAAGAGAGCAAGAGCAGGAGGAAGUGGCUGCAGCACCUAAACGUUUGAAAAUGCUGCAGCCAGAAGACCAGCAGAAACCAAGGGCAACCUACUUUGCUUUGACCGGACAAAUACAAGAGCCAUCCUCUCCUGUAGAUGCAGGAGCAAAUAUGAGGGACAUGACUGUGCCCUUUGAUAAUUUUACUGUAAGGUCUGCACUGGGAGGCUCCCAAGGGAAGAUUCUUCCAGUUAGGAGGAAUCCAUCAUUGGAGGAAGCUUUUGGAAAAACUUCUCAAGAUCAAAUUGAGGAGCUGAUGAUGGGGAGCCACAUGCCACACAGGGAGAUUAGCUCAGCGUUGGAUGGACAGGCGACAGAGGAAAUGAUGGAGGUUGAAAAGAAAAAAGAACUUAGAAAGGAGACAGAAAAACACAAAGCAAAAAUAAAAGAGCUUGAAAAACAAAGACAGCUUGAAAUGGAAAAAGCACAUUUAGAAUUUGCACGAAUGAAGGAGAGAGAUUUGCAAAGAGAAUUUGAAAGGCAAAGACAGAUAGCCUUUGACAAGGAGAAACAAGAGUUUGAGAAGAAACAACGUGCACUGGAAAGGCAGAAACAAAUAGAACUCGAAAAACAGAAACAGCAUGAAUUGGAGAGAGAGAAACAAAGAGAACUGGAAAGAGAAAAGCAACGGCAACUUGAGAAAGAAAAACGACGAGAAUUGGAUAGACAGAGAGAGAUUGAAAGAGCGCAAGUGCGAGAGCAGGAAAAGGAGAGAGAGCGUGAACAGGAGAGGCAAAGACAAAGGGAGGAAGAGAGGCAGAGAGAGCUGGACAAGGAGAGACAGCUGCUGGAAAUCCAAAAGGAGAAACGGAAAAUGGAGGCAUUGGAAAGGAUUAAAGAGUUAGAGAGACAGCAGCUCUUAGAGUUUCAAAAACAGAAACAGAGAGAAAUGGAGAGGCAGCAGAUAAUUGAGCUGGAGAAGCAGAGACUUAGAGAGAAGAUGGAGAGAGAGGAGGCUGAGAAAAUAAAACAGAUGGCACUAGAACAUGAAAUGUUAAGACUAAAAGAGAUUGACAGGGAAAGGGAAAGACAAAAGGAGAUGGAGAAGGAGCUUCAGAAAGAGAUGGAGAGGGAAAAGCAGAGAGAGCUGGAGAGACAGAGACAACUAGAUAUCGAGAGACAGGAAUUAGAAAACCAGAGGCUGAGACAACGAGAACUUGAGAAGGAAAGGCAGAGGAAGGAGGAGAUGGAGCGAAGACGGCUCUUGGAGCUUGAAAAGCAAAGGCAAGCAGAGAGACAGCAAAUUUUGGAGUUUGAGAAACGCAGACUGAGUGAGAAGAUUGAAAGAGAGGAGGCAGAGAAAAUGAGACAAAUAGCCAAACAGCAAGAAGCAGAGAGGCAGCGACUAAAAGAGAAGCAGGAGAGGGCGAGGUUGGAGGCAUCAUCUCUUAGGCCUAAAGUGGUGGAUCUGGACUCUGUGCUCAGAAAUGACCCAUUUCCCAAGGCUGCUUCUCAGCGCAGUGACCCCGCAACACGAUGGAAGGAGCCGUCUCUGAGAGCUGAAGAGUCUUACAAACCUGCCAUCCUUGACAUUGACGCUUUCUCAUCCCAAACCCAGCUCUCCUCCAGUAAAGACUUGUUUCCUGUUCCUAGUAUUCAGGGAGUAGACACUGGGUUUGGAGCUAGGUCACAGUCUACACCCGAGAGAGAUAUUAGCUGGAAGGUGCCACCACAGUCUUCAGUAGGUUUCUCAAGCCCAGUAUGGACAACAUCUCCUCAGGACCCGUGGGAGCUGCGGCCUGUUGAGAUGUCUGUGGACACCGCUGUAGCUGAACCCAGAAAACAUUCCAACAAAGUCAGUCCAGAGCAACUCCUCCUCAGGCAGGAGGAACGGUUCCUGGCUCCACAGGGGCGCUGGUCUGCCCUGCUGGACGAGCCACUUCACUUGGCCCCUUUUCCCGGCACAGAAUCCAAAGCUGGUGGCUCUCCUGGUGGAGUCUCCAGCAUCACUCCUGCAGAGCCAAUCUGGUUCCCCAGAGAGCCACAGCCUCCGGAAAGCAGGAUAGAGGCCCGAAGCCACAGGCGAUCACAGGGAUCCCAGGAGUUGAACAGGAUGCGGUCUCGCAGUGUGUCACGGCGAUCAACUCCUUCAAGCAGUGCUGUGGAGGGCAGCCUUUCCAGGAUGCGGAGUCGCAGCGCCCACAGAGAGCGGGACCGCCACAGCUGGGUGCAGCAGAAACAAAGUGUCAGUGGUGAAGAGGAGGGGAAUGAUUCAGAAACUCCGGUCCGUGAGACUGACAGUCAGUACGGGACCUGGGAGACAGGACUGCGCACUGAUGACAGCCUCACUCCUGCCACUCCCAGCUCAGAGAGCAACAUCAGCCCUUCACCAAGGAAGAAAACUCCCCCAUACACGCCAGGUGAUCGUGCUUCACAGUUUGAAACUGACACUCUGGACGGCCUCGUUUCCCCAUCCUCAUCUGACAGCCAGCCACUCUCUUUCCCUGAUGCUCCGACCACUCUGUUAGACACCAGCGCUCUCCGCUCCAGAGCCCAGCUGGGGAAGAAACGAGCGCCACGGUCACGACCCAGCAGAGCCGCCCGUCAGAGUGCUGCGCUGCUAGAGGGAGAGGGAGGAACCACUGAGGACUGGCUUUACCGAGACUCCACAGAGGCAAAGGUUGAGAGUAAAGACGAUGACUCAGACUCUGAGGAGCAGGCCAGAGGAGCUGACGCCCAUCCUGCUGUUGCCUCUCCACCACAGAGGGUCGCCCUGUUCCCUGGGAUGGACCCUUCAGCUUUAAAGGCCCAGCUGAAAAAGAGGGGUGACUCUGACAAUCAAACUGAUGGACCUACUCCCUCUCCCUCCCAGCUUUCUCGCUCACCUAAGUCCCCCUUCCUUCCCCGGGCAGCCCGUGUACUGCCCCCACCUGGUGGGAAAGAAAAUGGUGAGGAGGACUCACCCCAGUGGUUGAAAGAGCUGAAGUCCAAGAAGCGUUUGAGUCAAUAUGAAAGUGAGAGCUAAGGAAAUAAUGAGGUUGCCUUAACAGAUGAAUCUAUGUGAAACAGAAGCCUUAACGUUUGACCCAGAGAGCAGGAGAGGGGAAUCUACAGCUGCUGAUAUAUUUUUUUUUUUCUAUCUGUUUUUUUUUUUUUUUUUUUUUUUUGUUCUCUGCCCAUCUGGGUCGAUAAAUGUGCAUGGUGCCUUUUUUAAAGGAGAGUCAAUGUCUUAUUGAAAAAGAAAAACACAAGCAAGGAGGGAAAAAAACAAACAUCGGGCUGCUCUUCUUUAUCCAAUUCAUGCUUGAACCUGUGGGAGCUCUCCUGCACCAGGAGGGUUUAACAGGGACCAGGAAAAGGGGAGGGGAAAAGUCAGUUCUUGUGGGACCACGAUGCCUCUCUAUCCUGGAUGUGCUUCAUCGUGAGCUGGAGGACAAUCCAGCCAAUCCUCUACAAGAUGUUUGUAUUUAGUUUCCUUACUCGACUGAUAUGUACAACUUGGCUGCGUCUGCGUCGUCCGUGCAUGUGUUAUCUGUGGAGGUCGUUGGUGGGAGUCAAACAAGCAUUGCCAUAGGAUAACAUUUCAGAUGCUAGUAAUCUUUGAACAUAGAGAACAAAUCACCUCUGACUUGAUUGUCAGUGGGAGUGUAUAUCAUGUUAGUAAGUGUAAUCAGGAAAUGUUAUAUUUGUAUUAUCAUUGAUUUAACAAAGACAGAGAGCUAGUUUUGAAAACAACACUCAGAUGCAUCACUACCGUAGAGGCUUUACAGCCUUUUACUUUGAUAUAGACCCUGCAACCUAACAGUGUCCCAGCUCCUGCAUACUGUACUGUAUAUCUUUUGUCUAAGUAUGUUUUGUCUUUGUGGAAGAUCGAUGGGGGACUUUUGGCCAACUACGUUUUGCUUCUGUCAAUCAUGCACACUCCUUUUCAGCACAAAUACAUUCUUCAGUCUUUUAUGAAAACACUACUCAACCUGUCUUCCUUCCUUUAUUAGAAUGAUUGUAGCUGAAAGCAUCCAUCAUAAGCCAUACAUGUCUCCUUCACACACUCCUCGAUCAUGUUUUGACAAUGUUUUUCCAAUGAAUGUGCAAUUUUCCCUCUAUUUUGUCCCCAUUAAUGUGCAUGCACAAUCUUUAUUGUCAAACCAGGCUUUGCUCAGACUGACUGGCUCAGAGUUGGGGGGUUGGUUUACAUGACUCCAGUUGGAGGGAUCUUUCACUCUCUACAUUGUUGAAAUGACUCUCUACCCUCUGUAUAACUCCAAGCAGAUUUGACUGUUUGCACCUGCUUACUAGCUGAACUCCUCAUGUUUGCCAUCCACCCACUCGCUCUGCGCUCCUGUAAAGCACUUUGUCACUUGAUGCACUACAGCACUGACCUCUGCCCCCUCUUGUUGGCCAUGUUUUGUCUCCUGUAUUGUUGGAGUGCUCAUGCAAUGCAAGUGAAUGUGUUGAUCGAGUCUUUGGAGUGAUUGUCCCUGGUUUCUAUGUACAUGGAUGUUUUACUUUGUCAUAAAAUUUGAGGGUUUAUUUUUAUGUCCUUCCUUGUCCUUUUUUUAUUUGAAAGUAAAGAUGUAUAUUGCACUGUGUUGUACUGGCCAGUGUCCUAAAGCGAAUAAAUUCUUAAUAAAAUUUACUUGACUUUAGCUACA
Molecule: messenger RNA, 7049 nt
Organism: Seriola aureovittata
Lineage: Eukaryota; Metazoa; Chordata; Actinopteri; Carangiformes; Carangidae
Product: trichohyalin
Exons: 13
Coding region: 329-5422 (1697 amino acids)
Source: RefSeq, a predicted model, not a curated record